ACGACACGCUGCGUCCCCUUCGCGGCGUCUGACGUCACGCCGACGUCGGAAGCGUAGCAAAAAAAAGAUGGCGGCCCCCGACGAGUCGAUACCUCUUUCUUAUUUUUAACUUAUUAAGUGUUUAAUAGUCGCUUCUGAACGAUCGUAUUAGCCAUGGACAAGGUAGAGGAAAGCAUGCCAUCUGCUGAGGAAAACGACCAGCAGGAGAAAGAUCUUAAGGAGGAAGAGCUUACGGAAGAACAAGCAGAACAUGUCAAAGGAGAAGAUGAUGCUGCAGAUGUGGAAGAACUUGGGGAUGAUAGCGAACAUGAAGGUGGGGGUGAACGGGAAGAUAAGGUAAUCCCAAAGGCUGCAAAAAAAAAGAUUCCAUUUAUUACUAAAUCCAAAGAAAAAAAGCGGGACGAGGUCCUGAACCUCAACAAUGAGGUGGUGUGGAUGAGGAAGGAGGUGAAGAGGGUGAGGGCUUUGAUCAUCAGAAAGUUGACGCGGCAGAUGGGCGCACUGAAGAAGAAGAAAGGCAAAGGGAUGGAAGUUGAGAAGAAUCAGAGGAGAGUGGCUAGACUGCUGGAGGAGGUCCGUGCCAUGAAGGUCCUCUCCCCGGACGUGGUGACGAAAACGGCAUUGCAGAAGGAUCUAGAUUUCGAACAAGUGUGCAAAAACCCCAAGUCCACUAUUUCCGACCGGGCUUUAGCACGAAUAGCCACUCACCCGCAGUUCAAAAAGAAGAUUGAGGUCAUCAAAGCUGCCGUGAAAGCCUUCAAAGAGGAGCGGAUGAAGGGUAGAAAGCCGGGGGGGAGGGAAAAGGUGCAAAACAAAGCUGAGAAGGUGACUCUACAAUCUCCAGAGGAAAAGGAAGAGGGAAAGAGUGAGAGAACUGAGGAGAAUAUUAAAGUGGAGCAAAAGGAAAUCUUUGACAAAGAGGAAGGGGGAGAAAUCCUUCAAGACACUAAAGAAGCGGCUGUUGCUGAACCUGAAAAGGAAACUGUGGAAGCGAGUCCUUCAGUGGACACUGCAGUUGAUCUAAGGAAAAAAACACCAAAAACUAAAAAUGUACAAUUGGCUUCAAUAAAAAGUAGUGAAGUAAAGGACAUUGUGAGGAAUAAACCUCAAUCUAAUCAUGCAGAAAAGAAACCCGAGCUGAAGCCUACACCCAAAUUGCUUCCGAAAAAGGAGGAAGGGGGAGAGAGUGAUCUGGAGGCGUCAGAUGAUGAUGAAGAGAAAGAAUACUUCGACGACAGCACAGAGGAACGCUUCAACAAGCAGUCGUCCCAGUCCGAGGAGAGCGACAACGACGACGACAACGGCUUCUUUGUUGGAAAAGUGAGCAAAUUCAAGAAGAAGAAGAAGAAGAAGCAGAAAAGUGUAGCGGGGGACGAGGCCAAUAGGAGUUGUGAAGGGAACCCACCAGACCAAGUCCAGAGCGAACUGGAUGAACUUGAGACCAGGCUGAAGUCUAAAGCGCCCGCUCUUCAGUCCGUCUUUUGUUCCUCGCUCUCUUCUUCCAAGCUUGGCAGGGGCCGAGGAAGGGGCGCCGAUCGAUUCAGCGGCCACGCUGGUCUCGGCGGGGAUUUCAAUAAACACCCAAAGUUCCAAAAGCAGGAGAACGAGGCAGAACGAAAUCCAGGGUCCAAGUACAGCAAGCCCUCCUCUGAGUCCUUUCCCUCUGUCGGUAGAGGAAGGGGGAGAGGCAGGGGUGGAGGUAGAGGUGGAGGUGUCUUCACCCAUCAGGAACCACAGCAGGCACUGCAUCCAUCCUGGGAGGCUAGUAAGAAAAGAAAGGAGCAGCAAGGACAAAUCCUGGCCUUCCAGGGGAAGAAGAUCAAGUUUGAUGACUGAAAAUGUUUGUUUAUACUCGCUGAAUAUGUUCCUUUGUUUGAGAGUGGAACCAUACCUUCGUGGUCCUGUUUGUCUGGAAAGCUAGUGACAUGUAAACAUCGUCAGUCAGUAUGCUGGAUGCUCAACUCCAGUGGAGAUGACCUCAAUGCAGUUAAGUGACCAAUGUCAUUUAACUGCAUGAAUUUCCUUUUUUUGUAUUAAAUAUCAAAAUAACUUUCAGAAUUAUUAUUUUAAAACCGGAUUUGUUCUAAACGUUCAGAUGUCCUACCUGAAGCAAUCUCAUUGAUCAUAAAAUAGUUAAGAACAGUAUUUUUAUUUUAAAAAUUAAGACAUUUGGAAAGUGAUACUUAGUUAGUUAAUUAGUUUUUUGAGGGGAAUCUGUAUAAAACCUGUACACCAUUGCAUUUCGCUGAAUGGUAGUGUCCAGUGAAGUACACAAUAUCUCCAAUUGAUGUUUAGUUAUAGUUGUUAUAACCAAUAAUCACAAACCAAAUAACCCUGUUUUUGUUACUUGUGCUCCCCAAGAUAUGUUUAAGCAACUUGAAAUUUGUGU
Molecule: messenger RNA, 2389 nt
Organism: Pungitius pungitius (ninespine stickleback)
Lineage: Eukaryota; Metazoa; Chordata; Actinopteri; Perciformes; Gasterosteidae
Gene: srfbp1
Product: serum response factor binding protein 1
Exons: 3
Coding region: 154-1836 (560 amino acids)
Biological process (GO): maturation of SSU-rRNA
Cellular component (GO): 90S preribosome; nucleus
Source: RefSeq, a predicted model, not a curated record